AUGGUACUGCAAUAUGUGCUCCUGCAAGAAGACAAAGACUUGCAGAAAAAUGGUGGAGCUGUGCACCCUGAGACCUCUGAGGGUGUUGAUCAUCCGCCAUCAGCACAAGUCACGGAAGCACCUAUUCUUCCAGUGGUGCCGUCUUCCCCACAGAACUCAUCUCAUCCCGCAGAACUUACAGGAGAUAAUGGGCAGUCUGUCCCUGUCCCAGAUGUCCCUCCCCAACUACCUCAAAAUCCACCACAUGCUCCAUUGGAGGACACUCGUCCAAGGCCCCAUGACAAUUGGUAUCUUCAUGAUCAUGGUCACUCCAGGGAGCCUCAUAUCCACGACCUCCCACUCAAUGAUCCCCAUGACCUGCACCCUCGCCAAGAGAACUCUCCUGGACUACAUGAUGACUGUCGCUACCCCAGUGAUGAGCCAUGUGGUGCGCAUAUGUACCACAAGGAGGUAGAUCGGGAGUAUUUGUAUUACGGCGACCACAGUGAAACCUACCCACCGGGAUAUUCAUAUGCUCCUCAGCAUGAGAACACAGGCUAUCAUGAUGCCACUGGGUAUAGGCGACCAUACUAUCAUGAGGCUCGGUACCCAGAUCGUGAGCUUCUUGAUGACCGCUUGCGUGGACCUCCCCCGCUGGACAUCCAUGGAGAAUACAUGCGUCCAAGCAGUCGCGAGGGUCAUGCUGGCUAUGAGCAUGCAUAUCAGCGCCAGCCUCCUCGACACCGCAGCAGCCGGAGUCCCAUUGCCAAUGUCCCACUCACCUUGCCUGGUCAGGUGGGAGAACAGGAACAACAUGAAGGAGCGGCCAUUCCAAGGUAA
This is a messenger RNA of Suillus paluster, 819 nucleotides long. RefSeq lists its product as uncharacterized. The transcript has 2 exons. NCBI's taxonomy places the organism in Eukaryota, Fungi, Basidiomycota, Agaricomycetes, Boletales, Suillaceae. The record is from RefSeq and is a predicted model, not a curated record. The coding region runs from base 1 to 819 and encodes 272 amino acids.